Diaporthe amygdali is the source of this 1362-nucleotide messenger RNA. RefSeq lists its product as uncharacterized. Lineage: Eukaryota; Fungi; Ascomycota; Sordariomycetes; Diaporthales; Diaporthaceae. The coding region runs from base 1 to 1362 and encodes 453 amino acids. The record is from RefSeq and is a predicted model, not a curated record. Gene Ontology annotation, molecular function: peroxidase activity. The transcript is spliced from 5 exons.
AUGUUCAUCCGUUCGCGCGCUGUUCAGGCAUGCGUUGUUGCUGCAUCUGUCCUGUCCCCAGCUGUAGACGCGUUUCCCACAGCCGAGAACUUUGCCAAGCUCAUCCGCUACAACCCGGGGCUUGAUGAUGCCUCAGCCCACUUUGCGAAGGUACAAGAGGAACUGGUUAAGCUGAGAGAGAAACGGCUCCUCUUUGAUCCGUUGACAGAUCCAAUUGAUAUCACCGGAGACCAUGCCUUCGUGGCUCCAGACUUUGACAGCGGUGAUCAGCGGGGACCUUGCCCUGGGCUGAACGCUCUGGCUAACCAUGGCUACAUACCUCAUGAUGGUGUUGUUGGAUUUGUGGAUCUUAUCGACGCCUUGAACACCGUCUUUGGCAUGGGCAUCGAAUUGGCCACCGUCCUGGCCAUCAUGGGCACCGUUGGUGUCGGCAAUCCAAUCUCGCUCGACCCAGGCUUCUCCAUCGGUGGUGCGCCCCCAGACGACAGUCUCUUCUCGUCCAACAUCCUCGGCAACUUGCUCGGCCUGAUGGGCAAGCCUCGCGGCCUCGUCGGUAGCCACAACUGGAUCGAGGGUGACUCGUCCAACACUCGCGACGACCUGUACGUCACUGGUGAUGCGUCCACCAUGAACAUGACGCUCUUCAUGAUGGCUUACAACGGCGCCGAGGGCGACGUCAUCACGAUGGAGGACAUUGGCAACCGUGCAGCGGAGCGAUUCCAGGAGAGCAUCGAGAUCAACCCGUACUUUUACUACGGACCGUACACUGGCCUUAUUGCACGAAAUGCCGGGUACGCCUUUUCUGGCCGGAUCUUGAGUAACCACUCGACCGAGUUUCCGGGCGGACAACUGACCAAGGAUGUCUUCAAGUCCUUCUUCGCCGUGACCGAAGACGACAACGGAGAGCUAGUCUACAACAAGGGCUGGGAGCGAAUCCCAGAGAACUGGUACCGUACACCGGUCGACUACGGCUUGGUGGCACUGAACCUCGACCUCGUGUCCUGGGUGCUGCAGCACCCGGAGCUCGGCAGCGUGGGCGGAAACAUGGGCAAGGUCAACUCGUUCGCCGGUAUCGACCUGCACGAUGUCACGGGCGGCGUGCUCAACGCCACCAGUCUGCUCGAGGGCAACAACCUGUUCUGCUUCGCGCUCGAGAUCGUCAAGACGUUUGCGCCCAACGCGCUCGCGCCCAUCUUCAAGACGCUCGAGGCGCCGCUCAAGCUCCUCAACGACGCCGUUGUCGGACCUCUGCUUGAUAUUGGGUGCCCGGCUUUCCAGGACCUGACUAUGGGCGGGGACGAUCUGUUUUCUGGCCUGUCUGGGAAGUUCCCAGGUGCGAACAAGAGUGGCUCUGCGUUGUAG